AUCGUGUUUUCCUAAUGUUUUGGUGUGUUUCGGUUAUUAUAAUAAAAUACGCUCGACUGGAGGUAAACAAGCAACGGAGAAUAAAAUACGCUAAAAUGGAGUUUUACCGAAAUGGCUGUAAUCUCAGUAUGUAUGAGGAAUUUUUUAAGUCCCCACAAGCAAGGCUUUUUCAAAGAUGAUGAGUCUCUUAUGCAUCCUUAUCACUCUUCAACAAUUCCAAGUUAUGUACUCUAUAUUGUUGGAUUCCUAGUACCACCUGCAGUGAUGCUUCUUGUUGAAUUAAUUCAUGUAAAGAAUAUUAAAUUGAAACGAGGUAACGCAAAGAAUUCGGCCCUCUUCAAUAAGCAGCUAGUUUGGAAUUUCUACCAUUUAAUGUGCUUAUUUAUAUUUGGUGCUGGCGUCACCCACCUUCUGACCAAUAUUCCCAAAUAUUGUAUUGGUCGCUUGCGACCACAUUUCAUUGAAGUGUGUAAGCCUGACUGGUCACUGGUUAAUGAUACUAGUAAAUACAUCACAGAGGAUAUUUGUACUGGAGAGAAGGCUCUGAUUCAAGAAGCACGAUUGUCAUUUCCUUCUGGACAUUCUUCUAUGGCCUUGUACUGCGCUGUUGUAUUUAUGCUGUAUCUACAGAAGCGGUUUACAUGGAAAGGUGUAUUUCUAAUACGGCCACUGAUUCAAACCAUUGCUUUUUCUAUGGCUUUUUUCACUUGCUUGUCAAGGAUCUCUGAUUAUAAGCAUCAUUGGAGUGAUGUAUUAGGUGGUGCUGUUUUAGGCAUAGUGAUUGGCUAUAUUAUUGCGCAUGCUAUGGUAGAAUGUGUUUUUAAAAAGGCAGCACGAUUAGCUAGGACUACCAGUGGAGAGCUGCCAUCAACAUUUUCUGUCUACAGAUCUAGUCCAGUACCCGCUAGUGUGUCAACACAUUUUUAAAGGAGCUAAGUGCAUUAAACCAACGAUAUUUGUAUCAGGGUUUAGAAAAUAAUUUAUUAUAACAAGUUUUUUGAGCUCAUUACUUUUGUAAAAAUAAAUUAAUAUAACAAAGAAGGUUAACAAAUUGUUUUAAAAAUUUUUUUUUGUUUAAUACAUAACAAAUAUUAAGUUUUCUUUAAAUGGAUUUUUUAAAAAUGUGUUUGAAAGUUGUUUAAUUUUUUAUGAAGUAGGCCUAAUAUAUUUCAUUGUAGGUAAUUUGUCUUCAGCCUACUUUCUCAGUUUUUUAAAAUUUUGUUUUAAUAAUAUUUGAAACAUUUUGUUUUUUAAAAAAAUAAAAUAAAAACAUUUUACAUCAGUUUAUUUUUUUUUUUGACAGUCUUGUAUAUAGAAUUAUUAUUUAGGUUAUGCUAAACAUAUAUAUUUAAACAGCUAUUGAAUUCUAAUUAUGCACUGUUUUAUUAGCUAAAUUAGUAAAAUAUUUUAAAAUGCGUAAUUCAGUGUUGGUAUAUUCAAAGCAAUCUGAUGCACUGUUAUUUUACAUUAUCAGGCAUGUAUAUAAAUAGUUGAUUUGCUGUGGUUUCUCUCUUAUUUUUCUCUUCCAAAUAAUUCAAGCAUGUUUGGAAUUUGAAAAUGAUCUUGUUUAUAUAAUAAAAACAGUGUGAUAAUCCAUUAACAUAUUAACAUUCCUGCUUGUUGAUCUCCCGUGUAGUUGAUCUUUUUUUAUACAAUAUAAAAAUAUUUUACGAUGCAACAUUUUUAGAUACUUUACCACAUAAUUUAUUUGUGAUUGUUGAACACUGUCAUUAUUUUAGUUGAAUCUUCAUUUUAAAGAUUUAUUAGAUUAUAUAGUGUAAUUUUAAAGUGUAUGUUAUUUCAUAACAUUUUUUAAUGGAGGUGAAUUUACUAGAGCAAAGUAAGAAUUAAGUUUAAAAAAAAACUAUUUUCUUAUAAUUUGCUAAUUAUGGUGCUGAAAAUUACUUUAGUUUGUAUUUUAAUUAGAGGAAUUAUUAUAUUUUUGUACAUAGUAAGUCAACAUUUUUUUUACUUUAAUUUUUAGUUUACAUUUUUUCCCCCAUUUUUAUGAAAUAAUCUUCUGUCCAGCUUAUUUCAUUUACAAUAUUACCCUUGAGUUACAAUCAUAUUCAUUAUCCAUGAUAUUUCUAGUCAAUGUGGUAAAAUGUCUUUGCUCCCUAUUCUGUACAGAGUUUGAACAAUUAAUCUGAAAGAUUACUUCUUAUUUAACUGAUAUUUGAUAAAAAAUUAGAGAAAAAAGUACUAUUAUUUAGUUGAAACAUUUUGAGUUUCUGUAAAUCAAUGAACACCUUAUUUUCUUGUUUUUUUUUUAAUUAUUAUACUCAUUAAACAUUUAUUUAAUUUAGUUCUAAGUAGGCCUACAUAGAUUCUAAAUUUUCUUAACAGGUGCUACUAAAAUACAUGAUGACUUCGAUGUUGAAAAUAGUUGCUAAUGAUUAAACAUGACUUAAAAUCAAUCUGGGUUUUUUAAAAAUUUGGUAUUAUUUAAUGCAUUGAUCGCCAUGAAUUAAACACAAAAUAAGGAAAAAAAGUCCCAAAUUCACUUUAUUAUAAGUAAGAUGAGGGAACUUUUAACCUGGUGCUUAUAUAUACGGUAAAAAAAAACAAGUUUUUUAAAUUAAUAUUUGUCACAUUUAAAAAGUUUAAUUGUAUUAGUUUUGGUAUUUUGAAUAGAAAACUCAAUUCAUUGAGAGUUUGCCUAACAUCUUUCUUUUUUUUUUUGAAAAAUAGUAUUUUUCUUUCAGCAAGGUUUUAGUCAUCAAGUUUUAAAAUAUAUCCUUAACUGCUAGUCCUAAGGUCCAAAUUCGAUACUGCAGGAGUACUUGAGUCCACCCAGCUAUGAUGGGAAUCAAACUAAUAGGAAAAGAAAAAGUGGUUGAGUACAGUGCUGAAUACUCCAUCCCAUCAUAUGAUACAGGUGCACUCUACUUCAGCUUCCCCAUGGACCUUAAGGGCGAAUGGGUUCUUUACAAGUAGACAUAAUAUCAAUAAUUUUGGGCAAGUUGAAAUGAUUUAACUUUGCAAUUAAAAAAAAAAACUCCUUAAGUAAGCAUUUAUUUUAUACCUUGAGCUUUUAUUUAAUACCUUGAGCUUUUAUUUAUCUGCAGUAGCUAUUAUAAUUUGCAUCAAAUUAUUGUAAAUUUAUAUUUUAUCUUCUGCAAUAACAACUGACAUCGAAUUAGUAUUACUAUAUUUAAGCUUGACACCUUUACCAUAAUCAGGUUGUUCUACACAAUAAACUUGUU
Molecule: messenger RNA, 3206 nt
Organism: Physella acuta
Lineage: Eukaryota; Metazoa; Mollusca; Gastropoda; Physidae
Product: putative phosphatidate phosphatase
Biological process (GO): phospholipid dephosphorylation; phospholipid metabolic process; signal transduction
Cellular component (GO): plasma membrane
Molecular function (GO): phosphatidate phosphatase activity
Source: RefSeq, a predicted model, not a curated record